Molecule: messenger RNA, 988 nt
Organism: Tarenaya hassleriana
Lineage: Eukaryota; Viridiplantae; Streptophyta; Magnoliopsida; Brassicales; Cleomaceae
Exons: 1
Coding region: 375-893 (172 amino acids)
Source: RefSeq, a predicted model, not a curated record
AGCUUUUUUUUUCUGUCUCUUCGCUUCUCCAAAAAUCACAUUUUUUUUUUCUCUCUACGGUUUGUCAACUCUCCCGUCUUUUAAUUUCCUAAAUUCAGAAAACCCAUCGAAAGAUUCGAUCUACUGCUGACACAUUCCAUAACCCAAUUAAAAAAAUUUGAGAUUUCCCAGGAAAAUUUUCGAUUUUUUUUUUCUUCUGGGGAAUUAGGGUUUCGUUUGCCGGAGAAAUUCCAGAGCCGUAGCUUUUAUUUUAUGGUUUUGAUUCCCAUCCAAGACCCAUCACCUUUAUCAUAUUCGCUUUCGAUUCAUCUAUUAAUUUUGUCCCAAUCGCUCCUUUUCGCUCCAUCGAGCGAGAAAUCCGACACGCGGAAGCCAUGAGAGUCCAUCCUCUGCCCAGGAAGCGGAACAACAUCCUGACCUAUCACGGUGCUCGCGACUCGAAUCCCCGAGAUCCGGUCAAGAAGCUCCGGCGUUUGCCCCAUAUCUUCAGCCGGGUCCUGGAGCUUCCCUUCAGGUCCGACGCUGACGUGGCGGUGGAGGAGAUGCCCGACUGCUUCAAGUUCUCGGCGGAGACCGACGGCUUCCCGGUAGGAGUCGGCGGAGGAGUGAUGGCCCACAUGGUGGAGAUCCAUCCCGGUGUGAUGAAGAUCGUCGUCAGGGCAAACGGAUCGUUGUCGUGUCUGGGUUCGUCGUUGUUGGACGAGCUUGAGCUCGACGUGUGGCGAUUUCGGUUGCCUGAGACGACUAGGCCCGAGCUCGUGACCGUUGCCUGCGAGGACGGAGAGCUGAUAGUGACGGUGCCUAAGACGGCGGAGAAUUCGCCGGAGGAGGAGGAAGACGAUGGAGAUUUCGGUGGAGGUAUGGGAAGUAGCAGGCUAAUUCUUGUACAGUAACGCGUUAUUGGGUUUCCUCGUUGAUGGUUCUUAUUCUCUGUACGAUGUUUAGUUCUCGUCCGAUUUAAGAUAUGCCGGGGGGUUUCGAUGUUUCC